Messenger RNA from Drosophila simulans, 3939 nucleotides. It is a transcript of the gene dpr6, whose product is annotated as kin of IRRE-like protein 2. Gene Ontology annotation, biological process: synapse organization. The transcript has 7 exons. Lineage: Eukaryota; Metazoa; Arthropoda; Insecta; Diptera; Drosophilidae. Bases 1740 to 2927 code for a protein of 395 amino acids. Gene Ontology annotation, cellular component: neuron projection membrane. The record is from RefSeq and is a predicted model, not a curated record.
UUUUCCGGAUGGCGCCAAAGAGAGAGAGCGAAAGUACCGCAAUCACAGCUGAGCUGAGAUGCUGGCUUUUCGCGUAUUUUCGCCGUUCUUAAACUCAGUUCGUGAGGCGCUGGCUGAGCAAAAACAACAUGUACGCGGAUGUUUCAUCAGUUUGCGGCUAGCUACGUAAAAUGUGCGCAAAACCCAAUCGGAACUACAGUUAUUGUAGUGAAAAGUGCUAAUAAAACCCUAACGGUAAAACCACUCUUUACAACGGAAGAAGAGGAAAAGCGAAGGAAGUACUGCUACUGCUGAUGCGUUAUAAAAAACUAACGGGAAAUGACUGGCAUUUAUUAUGAUUGCGGAAUAAACGCCCUGCGAAAUCAAUAAAAAACGCGGAAACAACAAACAAUAAACAAUUCGUUAUAUAGCAUAAGCAUAUGGAACUGUGAAUGUGUGUUGAGUGUUAAACAUAAAAUAGGGAAAGUGCUUAAAGUUCCAACGGUAAACAUACUUUAUUGAUGCGAAAGUUAAAGCUAAUUGCUAACCCCAAUCGAAUGAGAAAUGUCUGAUUUUUAUUAUAUUUGCGGGCUAUAACGCCCUGGUAAAUCAAUAAAAGCCAGGGCACUUUAGCAAACCCUUCGGUUCGGGCAAUCCUCAGAACCCGCAAAACAGUCACGGACAUAAAUGUAAGCGCUUUCGGUGUUGAAAAGCCAAAAAGCCGGCCAGUGGUUCAAAAAGCCGGAGAAUGGAAGCCAAGCCUCUGCUCUUCUCGUGUUGUUAUUGUCGAAACGGGGUCAAAAGUUCGUGUCUCACUCGCUAAUUCAACCACACAAAAAAGCGCACACACACUCGCACACUCGUACACCACCCAGAUAACGGUUCCUCAAGUGCAAGCAAAGACGCUGCGUCGCCCGUCUGGCAGAAGAAAAGCAUGAAAAAAGCAUAAGAAAAAGCAUAGUAAACGCAGAAGAAAGGCAGACAAAAGCAUUAGCCAAGUGCCAAGUAACUCAAAACUGCAGGCCUACCGAAACCAGGGGAUAACCCACAUACAAACAUGCAUAUAUAUUUGGAAAACAACACCAAAUCGCAGACAACAAACUAGGCCAAUUCGCGAGGAAGCGGGGGAAAGCGCAAUGGAAAAGUGCUCUGGAAAUGAAGAGAAGUAAAAUAUAAUAAAAAUAAAACAAUAGCAGUUCUCUGGCCAUUUGUCAAUGACUGGGCCACUCGCGUGACUGGCGAUCCUCGGGGAAAGUGGAAUAACUGCAGCUGCAACCAGACUCCAGACUACGGAACAAGGACUAUUUCGAAAAAUAUUGUGGCCGCAUUUCGUGCAAGGACGGCAUAAAACAGAAGCGGCAAAUAGAAAAGCCAAACGGCGGCUAAGUUCCCUUUGUCUGCCAUUGCCGCAGGAGGAGAGAAGGCGGAGCAGGAGUCCUGGCAAUUGGCCAAGUUAAUAGAGAGCCGGGAGGCCCGAUAAUGACGUUGCUGGAGUUGCUGCUGCUGCCGCCCAUGUUGAUGAUGAGGCUGCUAACUUGGUUAUUGCUGCCAGCCUAGAGGACACAGGACGAAGUAUCCAGACCAGAGCCUCUACACCCGCCAGACGGACAACACCAACAACAACAAGCUCUGCAGCUGCAACGCAGGGCUUACUGCAUUUCCGCAUAUUGUUCCUGUCGCCGCCGCCGCCCGCCGUCGCCGCCACCCGUCGCUGUCAUCCUUGUAGCCCAGUUCCAGUCGUUGCCACAGCCGGAGUCAUCAUGCCCAUUGCCCAUCCACUGCCGCUCUGCGUGGCCUGGCUGCUGCUCCUCGUCGUGAUUGUGAUGAGCGACAUGACAAACGGCGGUGUGCAGGGACCCAUCGAGGGUUACAAUUCGCUGGACGACCUGCUGACAACCACGCCCACACCCGGCCAGGCGGCCAUGCUCCUGCCCACCGCGCCCACCGCCGCCUACACGCAUCCCAAGUGGAUGGAGCCCUACUUCGAUCCCUCGACGCCGCGCAAUGUCACCGCCCUCAUGGGCAAGUCCGCCUAUCUCAGCUGCCGUGUGCGCAAUUUGGCCAACAAAACGGUGUCCUGGAUCCGGCACCGCGACAUCCACAUACUGACGGUGGGCUCGUACACCUACACCAGCGACCAGCGAUUCCAGGCGACCCAUCACCAGGACACGGAGGACUGGACACUGCAGAUAAAGUGGGCUCAGAAACGGGACGCCGGCAUGUACGAGUGCCAGAUAUCGACGCAGCCAGUGCGCAGCUAUUUCGUUCGCCUGAAUGUCGUGGUGCCAACGGCCACCAUCCUGGGAGGUCCUGACCUUCACGUGGAUAAAGGCAGCACCAUAAAUCUCACUUGCACUGUAAAGUUCAGCCCCGAACCGCCGGCCUACAUCUUUUGGUAUCAUCACGAGGAGGUCAUUAAUUAUGAUUCAUCAAGAGGCGGCGUGUCGGUAAUUACCGAAAAGGGCGAUGUGACAACCUCAUUUCUGCUCAUACAGAAUGCAGAUCUGGCCGAUUCGGGCAAAUACUCCUGUGCGCCCUCCAAUGCAGAUGUGGCCAGUGUGCGUGUCCAUGUCCUAAAUGUUCGGGCCAUAAUUUCAGGUGAACAUCCGGAGGCAAUGCAAACUGGCUCAUCCGGUUGUCAGUACAAUUGGCUGACCAUCGUCCUGCUGCUGGGCCUCGUCCUUUGCUACAGUAGUCAACAGUGCAGCUCCGCAGUGCCAGCGUCAUUAACAUCGCCAUUACCAUUACCAUCGCAAUUACCAUUGCCAGCGGCUGCAGCAGCAACAACAACUGCAACAGGAGAAAGUGCAUCCAGUGAAAGUGUGACAGCCGCAAGAGCAUCAGCAGCAACAACAACGACAACAGCAACGAGGAAGCGAUGUCCUGCGGUCAAAAGUUGUCGCCAGACCGCCGGUCGUGUCCUGACCAAAAGGUCCUGCCACAGAUGAUCGAAUGAAGGCCACGCCAGCCCCAACUAAAUAGAGUAAUUUAAAGAGCCACAUGAAAUGUGUGCGAGUGAGUGUUCGCCCAAGAAGCAUCUAUGAGUGUGUGAAUGAUCGUUUGAGUGUUUGCUACUCACCCGUUUAGUAUGCCAGUUUUAAACUUGUACCCAAAAACCACAUUGCCGAACAAUGGCGCAGUAGAGGUUAAAUUUAUUCCAAGUCAAUCAAAUUUUCUGAAUAUUUGCUUCUUUUAGUGUUUAUAGUUUUCCCAAUCAAACUGUAAGAAGUUUGUCAGUAAGAAGAAAUUGGUUGAUAAUCUUUAUAGCUUUACCAAUAUAAUUAAUCUAUUUCUUACCUUCUUAAUUUUAUAAAGAAAACUUCACCAUUUUUAUUGAUUAUUCCUAAUUAAAAUGUCUACCAAUCUUCUCUACUGCCCAAGCCGUUGUAAAGCAAUGUAUUUAUAUAAAUAAUAUUUUAUGUAAGCUUAUUGAUUACAAUUUAAUGUGUAUAUUUAAACAAAAUCAAAAUGUACUAUACGAUGUGUGUAAAUAAGAAACUUAAAUAUAAUUACGGCAUAACCGAGCGUUUGGCAAGCACAACAAAACAAAAUAGGUGUAUUACAAACAGAACAGAAAUGAAUAAUCUCUAUGGCCAGUGGCACUGACUCUUUUAAUAAAUUAUUGAAUAAUCAAAUAAAGUGCAGUGUACAGUGCAAGUGCCGGCCUCAAAUAUUAAAUAAUUAGAUAAAAACGUAGACAAGCCAAAUAGCAACAAAAUGAGAGCAGCAGUGAGUCAUAAAACAUUUAAAUUGAUUGCCAUAUCAUGCAAAUAUUUGCACCGCGCAAUUUUCCGCCGAACAAAAUGUAAAUUUGAUUUUCUGUUUAAUUCAGCCACUCAAAUACAAUUUAUUUAAUAUUUCAUUGCAGUGAUAUUAAUGACACAUUUUUAUAAUUGACGGUAAACCAAGCCGCAUCACUUCGAAAUGAUUAAUAAAUGCUACGCAAUGUUUAUCUAACAA